CGUCUUCUAAGGCAGGCUCAUUACUCGCUCAGCAUCCGGCCGUGACAAAUUUUCGUACACACACUUCGUACACACUUCUACUAUUCAUCUUCCCCGUCCCGAACCCCCAUCGCUCCGCUCCCUCGCCCCGACAAAUUAACUAGUCCAAUUCCACCUUCGUUCCCUUUGAUCUUUGUUCCCUCGAUUGCAUCCCCCCGUUUCGAAAGAGGGUAGUUUUCAAACGGGCUUUAGUACACGUGAGAAUUCUGUUCGGCCACGCGUACUCCUUAAUUCGUACCGACCGACAUUCGUAAUUGACCGCGUUUUAAUCACCGAAAUUUACCGGUAUCCAGCCCGAGCCGGUGGUGCGUUGUCCCCGACGAUCGAGCGAUCGUUUCCGCGAUCGUUCGCGCGCAUUCUAAGAUUCGAUCGGCCGCAGUGCGUCCUUGCCGAGUGCGGUCUCGAGUGCGGGAAAGCCCCGUAGAAGCCCGGUCGAGUGAAACGAGACGACGUCCGCGGCGAUCCACGACGGGGAAGGUCGCGUAGGCGCCGUGGUCGGCCGCGGGGUCGUCGACACACGACGGCGAGGAGCAGCGCGCCGUGGCGGAGGCGGACGACGUCGGCGGAGGCGGACGCGGCGCGGCGCGCUUAAGCGUUUCGGCUAAUGGUCGAGACGCCGAACCGUCACUUCACGCUAAAGUUCCCGAUGCUGCAGCCACCGUCUCCCCUCCUGGAGAUGGCGUCCCUGCGUCUACCGGACUCGGAGGAGUUCGACGUUGACGCGCGCCGCAGGAGCAACAACGGCAACGUGCCGGUCACGACGACAGUCGCGACCGCCGCCGCGCCGGGCACCGGCGGCACCCUGCUGCAGAUGCGGCACGAUCUGGGCGGCUAUCUGAACAAUCUGAUUACGGAGGCGAUCGCGACGACGAGUCCGCGCGCUACCAUGGAGGACCACGCCGCCGGUUUGUUCAACGCCAGUAAAACCGCCGUAAAUCUGUCGGCGAUCGAGCACGCGCCCGACCGGCUCUACCGGCACAGCAUGGCGAUGUCGGCGGUCUACUGCGUGGCGUACGUCGUCGUCUUCGUGGUCGGUCUGAUCGGCAAUAGUUGCGUUAUCGCCGUGGUGUACCGCUCGCCCCGCAUGCGGACCGUCACGAAUUUCUUCAUCGUCAAUCUCGCGGUGGCCGACGUCCUUGUCAUCGUCUUCUGCCUGCCAGCCACGCUGAUGAGCAACAUCUUCGUCCCGUGGAUCCUGGGAUGGUUCAUGUGCAAGGCGGUCGCUUAUAUACAAGGCGUCUCCGUGGCAGCCUCCGUUUACAGCCUGGUCGCGGUCUCCCUGGACAGAUUUCUCGCAAUCUGGUGGCCGCUGAAAUGUCAGAUCACGAAACGGCGGGCGCGCAUGAUGAUCGUCGUGAUCUGGUUCAUCGCUCUCACAAUGACGUCGCCCUGGCUGCUGUUCUUCGACUUGGUUUCCAUUUACGACGACGAGCCUGAUCUGCGCCUCUGCCUGGAAACGUGGCCGCAUCCGGAGGACGGCUCGCUGUUCUUCCUAAUCGGCAAUCUGACCUUCUGCUACGUGCUGCCGAUGAUACUCAUAUCUCUGUGCUACAUUCUCAUCUGGAUCAAAGUGUGGCGCAGGCACAUACCCACCGACACUAAGGACGCCCAGAUGGAGAGGAUACAGCAGAAGUCGAAGGUGAAAGUUGUCAAGAUGCUGGUCGUGGUCGUGAUACUCUUCGUCCUCUCGUGGCUGCCGCUCUACGUGAUUUUCGCCGUGAUCAAGCUGGGCGGCGACGUGGCGGAGCGGGAGGACGAGAUCCUGCCGAUAGCCACGCCAAUCGCCCAGUGGCUGGGCGCGAGCAACUCCUGCAUAAAUCCGAUCCUCUACGCCUUUUUCAACAAGAAGUACCGACGCGGCUUUAUCGCUAUCUUGAAGAGCGGCCGAUGCUGCGGCAAGCUGAGAUAUUACGAGACCGUCGCGAUGAUGUCCUCCUCGACAAGCAUGAGGAAGUCCUCCUACUACGUCAACAACAAUAACAACAACAAUAACUCGUCGACGAGACGCGCCUGGCAUGGACCGCCGGUCCAUCAGGACAGCAACGUUUCCUAUAUAUUCAAUCACACCGGCGUGUAAUCGCGGCCGAGCGUAAGUCGGGGACGCCUCGCAGCGGCCUCGCCCCAUUGUGCUGAUUUAUUAACGUAUCCUGGCCGACAAUGAAGAAAUUGGAGAAAGACGUGAUGGCCUUUUGCAUUUCGACCGCUCUGGUGCGCGGUCGAAGCCUGAAAUCUGGCCGGAAUCAGCCAGUCCGAGAAUUGCGGGUCAUCCUCUGGGAUGAUCGACACCGAUUGUUACUCGGGCCGGAAAUCGCCGACGGAUGGACGAGGGGGAAGAGAGAUUGGAGAGAUCUUUUUCCCGGCGGACCGCGGAACGGUCGUCGACCUGCCAUUUUACGUCGUUACGAAGAACGACGCCGUCGUUUUGGAUUUUGUCACAAUGUAGCCACUGCGUAUAUGUAAUAUACUAGUUGUUAAGAGAAGAGGAGAGCGGGCGCGCGAGUGGCGCGAUUGUUUGCCUGACGAUAUGUCGAAGUAGCUUUCUAGGUGAUUCGAGAACGGACGGGAUUUACGCUUCAACGAAUCUUAAGGUUUCUUCUAUGUCGAGAUGUUUGUACGCGCGCGAUUUCGAGGGUACACGUUCGAGUACUGAGGGAGGGGUGGGGGGAUUGUAGUUAGGUCGUCACCAAUUAAAUGUAAAGCACGAGUUUGUUACGAUCGCGCGUCGAGUACGCAAUUAGCGCGACAGCGACGCCAGAGUGGCGAUGAUGAUGUCGAAAAUGAUGAUUCUCGCGCGAGCGGAUGCGAGCCCGGUCGAGUCAUUGUUUCUCGGCGGCUCCACCGUCGUGACAGACAAUUAGCCGCGCGCGACACUCAUCGGCGAAGCAGCUGCGUAAUUAAGGGCGCACGGAGUGGAGGCGCGCUUCAUCGAGCACGGACGAGUACGGCGGAGCGGUGCAGCGUUGUGUAAGAAUUGAUUUCGAUUUGCUGACUCUCGCUCGGGCAGCCUUUCAGCAGAUCGAUUAUUGAGAAAACAAAUCGCGCAAGAUCUCAAUCUCUUGUCCGUGUAUUGUACAAUGAAUUUAUAACGAUAUCGAUCGUUGAGACCACAAUUGCACCAAAAAUCGAUAUUAAACAAUAUGAAUCUUUAGCGAGACGGACGGUAAAUCUUAGACUUAACUCAGUAAUCCUAAUUAAUUUAUCUGAAAAGAAACAGUUUAUUUAUAUUUUUCCGGAAAAUUCUGGUAAAAAGAUGUGAGAAAGAUUCCUCAUAAGAUUACGGCACACUCGGUCUUUUAAAUUCUUUAUCUUAUAAAUAGGAUGGGAUAAGAAAAGGAUUAAUUUGAACGAGAAUGGAUUACUCGAGUCUUUAUAAAUGCUACUUCUGCGCGGAUUCAGGCAAGUGAUUUACUACGUAAUUAAAAUCACAUAUACCAAGAUUACGGACAUAUAUUUUCUUACGGAAACUUUAACCGAGUUAGUCUUUUUGUGGUCUGCGCGAUCGUUCUCCGUUUAUGGAUUGUGCAAAGUACGUUGAAAAAUCCAUGAUAAUAUAAAUGUAUGAAACGUCAUAAAAAUGUCUAGAAAACGUUCUUGCAACGCGUUCUUUAAACAUUUUUAGAGAUUUUUUAUACUCUUGUAUUAGUAGCAAGUCAUGGUCAUAGAGUUUGAUUUGUAGGAUGUAACACGGUUAUCAAAGACGUUUUUCUCUCAUUAAAUUAAUCGAUAGGAUUUUCUCAAGCAUGAUUGUCUGUCGCGUCGCGUUUGCGCAGCGAAAUUUAUCCGGAUUAUUCGAAGGCGAUUGCUGCAGUUUUCUAAAGCCACGUUUAUCGCGCGAGCUUGACAGCGCAGCUCGUUAUUUUGUCGCGCGAGAUCAUCUGUCGACGAUAAAAAAAAAAAGGUAUACUUUGUCCAUAUUGGCACCGUGAUCGAUCAGAUCACGGAUUUUCGCGCGCGCGUUGUAACGCAAUAGCGAUUGCAUUACCCACUCGUUACAUUUUAAGAGCCGAGUCGAUCGGUUUUUUUUGCGGGACGGUUUGCGUCCCUCCCCGGAGAACGGGGGAUUACUUUGAAUCUUUAUAGCUGUAAGAUGGUAAGCAAAUUGUCGGAUUUUACGAUAGAGCAAUUAUUUUCGUAAGGUUUUUAUACGAGAAAGAAAAAGAAAGAGAGGGAGAGAGAGAGAGAGAGAGAGAGAGAGAGAGAGAGAGAGAAAGAGAGACGAAUCAUAGGUGUAACGCAGAUGUACGAAUUAUUACAAGACGGUCGGGGCUAACCCAAUUCAUAUCCACCUCCGUGGCGGGACAUCGCUACGUCUCUCGCGGUGGCGAUUAAGUGUAAUAAUGAUAAUAAGAUAAGAAAGCGGAAGGAGAGAGAGGAAUGCAACGUAGUGGCGACCAGCAGCAAUAGCAAUCGAUGGGACACAACUCGAGAGGCGUAGAAGCAAUCGGGACUUGAAAUUGAUAUAAUUUCGUAUUGGAUUAAAAUUUCGAUAAUGCCGUAAGCAAGCACAACACAAACGAAAAUGAUCUCUAGCUUAACACGCAAACCGAUGUGAAACGCAUUUGUCCGGUGCCACAGGCAACUGAGUUCAUCGAAAUUAUGUCGAUCCCAAUCCCUGGCAAUAAUCUCGGGCUGCUAUUAUAAUACGUGUAAUAAAACGGCGAAAAUACGUGUAACGGGCAUGCAUAUAACACCUGUAGCAUAUAUAAAUAUAUAUGUAAGGAUUAAAGCGUAAGUCUAUCCGCUAUCUGCAUGUACAUAUUCUAUGUAUAUUUACUGUUGCUACGUUGUUAUUAAAAUACACACAGACACACAUACGUUUACGCGCUCCGCGUUCAUCGUUAUGUUAAAAAAGAUCUCUUUCGUAUUAUAGAUUCUUAAUUACUACUUAUCGGUUAUCGAGUUUCGCCGUGCAGUGUCUUUUGUACGCACACACCUUAACGGGCUUUCGUAACUCUUCGAGACUUUCGUUUAUGAGAUUACGUUGGGAGGCAAUUAAUAGAACACGGGCAAAGCAGAGAGAUUAUAUUCUUGCGUUCGACGACUUCUUGAACUGCGUUGCGCAACACAAGAGACAAGUCUAAGCGUUCAUUGAGAUUCAAUGCACGUUUCUAAUUAGCGUGAUAAGAGUUACGUUUCUUGCGUUUUCAACUUAGAUACAUGCAAUAUGGUGUAAUAAAUAUGCAUGUAAAAAAAAACAUUCACAAUAGAAUAUAAAGCAAAUAUGAAAUUCCGGUAUAUUUGAAUAUAUUCGAUUGUUUCGAUGUCGCUGCAAUUCGAUUUUGAGAUCCGAAUAUAAUUCUAUUUAAGAUAAAACGAAUAGUCGAGAAAUUCGAGCACUUCGAAUGUCGCGUGCAUUUUUAAACAAUUGGAUUAUAUAUAUUUGUGCUGGAAUUUGCAGAAUUUUCAUAUUUGAAUUAGAUUUCAACUAGAUUUGUGAUAUUUCUGACCAAUCUCACGGAUUAUCUGUAUUCGAAUAAGAAUAACACAACUUGAUAUUUAGAUAUUUGGAACGUUCAACUAUUUUUUAUCAGAAAUCUUAUUAUUCGAAUAACAAAUUAUUUAAAUAUUUACAAACCUAAUUCAUACGCCCUGUCACUAGCAUUUACGAGUUACGAUCGAAGAAUUUCCAGACUGAUGCUACAAAACAAAGCUGGCUGCCCUAAAAUCCUACUCUGAAAUUUUAUUCCAUCAUAUCGUUCCGUAAUAGUGCGUGUUGGGGAAUUCACGAUCUCGCCUUAAUUAAAGAGAGCAAGUCCUAUUAUCAAUAAUAAUGCUUUCACUUGAAUAAAUUUUUCAUAUGUGUAAAGUUUCGAAUUUCCAAAUAAUAUGUUUCACGCGAACAAAAUACUGCUGGGUUCUAUGUGUGUCAGGGAUUUUAUCAAAUGUAACUAUGUUACGAUAGUUACGUUUGUAAUGCGAGCUUAUAUCAUAACAACGUAUCGCGUGUCGCACAUUUCUACUUGGCUAACCGAUUCCCAUCAUACGAUCACUGCUCGUUUCAUUAUUACAAUAAAACUAUAUGUCGCGCAUUUAAAAUAGUGUUGUUGAUAAGCGUUCCAAAAAUAGUAAACCCGAUAAAUAAUAUUUUAUUAACAUUAACUAUCCCCUGGAUAUCAAAUAAUAUUUUAUACAAAAGUUAGAAA
Linepithema humile (Argentine ant) is the source of this 6182-nucleotide messenger RNA. Its product is annotated as neuropeptide SIFamide receptor. Gene Ontology annotation, biological process: cellular response to hormone stimulus; G protein-coupled receptor signaling pathway. The record is from RefSeq and is a predicted model, not a curated record. Lineage: Eukaryota; Metazoa; Arthropoda; Insecta; Hymenoptera; Formicidae. Gene Ontology annotation, cellular component: plasma membrane. Gene Ontology annotation, molecular function: peptide binding; neuropeptide Y receptor activity.